AGUAGCAAUAGUAUAUACCACCACCAUCACUAGCAGUCUCUCUCACCGCCCCAUUAUUAGUGGUCUCCAUCACCACGACUAGCUGUCUCAACCACCACCCAUCACCACCACUUGUAUCUUAAUCACUAGUCUUCCUCAACUCUUGUCACUUAAAAAGGCUGUCUCGUGUUACAGUAUGUCAGGCUACGGACAACAGCCUCCUGUUCCCUCAGCUCCGCCUGCACCACAGCAGUCGUAUCCACCCCAGCAGUAUCCACCCCAGCAACCAUAUCCACAGCCACCAUAUCAACAUCAGCCAUAUCCACAGCAACCAUAUCCACCUCAGCCGUAUCCCCAACAACCGGUAUGCAUUAAAACUUCUCCGUUCUUUCUCGUUAAUUUUCCAAUGAGUUUUGUUCUUAAAAGACCAUUAAAGAGUUAAUAUUAUGGAAUACCU
Molecule: messenger RNA, 436 nt
Organism: Cherax quadricarinatus
Lineage: Eukaryota; Metazoa; Arthropoda; Malacostraca; Decapoda; Parastacidae
Source: RefSeq, a predicted model, not a curated record